Lactuca sativa (garden lettuce) is the source of this 1887-nucleotide messenger RNA. It is a transcript of the gene LUT1, whose product is annotated as Cytochrome P450 superfamily protein. The record is from RefSeq and is a predicted model, not a curated record. Gene Ontology annotation, biological process: carotenoid biosynthetic process. Gene Ontology annotation, cellular component: chloroplast. Gene Ontology annotation, molecular function: carotene epsilon hydroxylase activity; iron ion binding; heme binding. NCBI's taxonomy places the organism in Eukaryota, Viridiplantae, Streptophyta, Magnoliopsida, Asterales, Asteraceae.
AAUUAUUUUCAACAUAAAUGGGCAAAGAGCGAACAUGACCGAUAGACGGACCACUAUCAUCCUCACAACAUCAACAUGGCUUCCGUACAUGCACUCUCUCCGCUCGCAGCCACCACAAACCACCACCGUCUCUCCUCCGUAGCACCCAAAUUCCCUUUCCGAGUUACAAAGCGCCGAUCGCUAACAAUCAAAUCCUCAAUUGAAAACAAACCCAAACCCAAACCCAAACCCGCCUCCACCGCCAUAAACGGGUCAUGGGUUGGUCCAGGUUGGCUCACCGCCUUGACUCGCUCUCUUUCCCUUAUCCAAUCCGACGAUUCAAACAUACCCAUUGCAAAUGCGAAGCUGGAUGACGUAUCAGAGCUUCUGGGAGGAGCCCUCUUUCUCCCGUUGUUUAAGUGGAUGAACGAGUAUGGUCCUAUCUAUAGACUCGCAGCUGGGCCAAAGAAUUUCGUUAUUGUUAGCGAUCCAGACAUUGCUAGACACGUUUUGAGGAAUUAUGGAACUAAGUAUGCUAAAGGUCUUGUUGCUGAAGUCUCUGAGUUCUUGUUUGGUUCUGGUUUCGCCAUCGCUGAAGGUUCACUGUGGACGGCAAGGCGUAGGGCAGUAGUUCCAUCACUUCACAAGAAAUACUUAUCAGUAAUAGUCGAUCGUGUAUUCUGCAAAUGCUCUGAUAGAUUCGUGGAGAAGCUCAAAUCGUAUGCACUCAAUGACACCAAUGUUAACAUGGAGGAGCAGUUUUCUCAAUUAACCCUUGAUGUUAUUGGUCUUGCAUUAUUUAACUAUAAUUUCGAUUCACUCAAAGCUGAUAGUCCUGUCAUUGAAUCCGUUUACACUGCAUUAAAAGAAGCUGAAGCUCGUUCAACUGACAUUUUACCAUAUUGGAAGAGUAAAACAUUAUGUAAGAUCAUUCCAAGACAAAUAAAAGCUGAAAAAGCGGUUACUAUAAUUAGAGAAACUGUUGAAGAGCUUAUUUUAAAAUGUAAAGAAAUGGUUGAAAAAGAAGGCGAAAAAAUCAACGAUGAAGAUUAUGUCAAUGAUGCAGAUCCAUCCAUCCUUCGAUUCUUGCUUGCUAGCAGGGAAGAGGUUUCAAGUGAACAAUUACGUGACGACCUUUUGUCAAUGUUGGUUGCUGGACAUGAGACGACUGGUUCAGUGUUGACUUGGACUGUGUAUCUUUUAAGCAAGGAUCCAUCUUCUUUAAAAAAGGCACAAGAAGAAGUUGAUAGAGUUUUACAAGGGAGAAAUCCAAGUUAUGAAGAUAUAAAAAACCUUAAAUUUAUAACAAGAUGCAUAAAUGAAUCUAUGCGACUCUACCCCCAUCCUCCCGUCUUGAUUAGAAGAGCUAUAGUUACGGAUGAGCUUCCAGGAAAUUACAAGGUUACCCCUGGUCAAGAUAUUAUGAUAUCAGUAUAUAACAUCCAUCAUUCAUCUCAGGUUUGGGAAAGAGCAGAAGAAUUCAUACCCGAAAGAUUCGGCUUGGAUGGACCUGUCCCAAAUGAAACCAACACCGAUUACAAGUACAUCCCAUUCAGUGGGGGCCCACGUAAAUGUGUAGGAGAUCAAUUUGCUAUGAUGGAAGCAAUUGUUGCUCUUUCAAUUUUCUUGAAGCAUAUGGAAUUUGAAUUGGUUCCUAAUCAAAAGAUUAACAUGACAACGGGUGCCACUAUACACACAACAAGCGGUUUGUUUAUGAAAGUUAGAGAGCGAAAAGUUAACUAUAUGGCAGUGUCUUCAACAUAGAUCGAAUGCUUCUACAAUAUCGGAAAUUUAAAUGUAUAUCCAUUUUUUUGGAAUUUUUUUUUCCUUUACAUGCAAUUUAAAUUUUAUAGUGAGUAAAAUAUAAAUGUAACAUACUACUAUAUUUUAACCGUUUGUGUUUAUUGA